Molecule: messenger RNA, 249 nt
Organism: Didymodactylos carnosus
Lineage: Eukaryota; Metazoa; Rotifera; Eurotatoria; Philodinida; Philodinidae
Source: the annotation of a GenBank genome assembly
AUGAGUAGUAGUUUAGCCAGAAAAAUUGACAAAAUUAUCAAUAAAGUAAAUAAAUUAAAUCCACAUCACAAAAAAGAUGAAUUGAAUGAGACACAUCAACAACAAAAACAAUAUGAUAAUAUUGAAUCGAGUGAAAAUCGAUCAAAAAAUUAUAAAAACAAAGAACAUGAAAUGUGUUAUGGAAACAAGGAUGAACUCAGAGAUUCACCAUUCAAAGGUAAUUUAAUAUAUUUUAUUUUAUUUUUAUGA